Molecule: messenger RNA, 381 nt
Organism: Aspergillus oryzae RIB40
Lineage: Eukaryota; Fungi; Ascomycota; Eurotiomycetes; Eurotiales; Aspergillaceae
Exons: 3
Coding region: 1-381 (126 amino acids)
Source: RefSeq, a predicted model, not a curated record
AUGUCGGCUGCGAGGUCAAACAGGACUCUUUCUUGGCCAACAUCUCCAGCUCACGCUAGUUUUUUAAGCCUCUUGAUCGAUCUGUACUGCAUCGGCUCGGUGAAUGCAGGCUUUCUGGCUUAUCUACAGAUCAACUUUCCAGCCACAGAGCGGGUAGAUGGCCAGCUGGACAAAAUAAAGAUAAGAGAAGAUGGCUGGCAGAAUUUGCGACUUCUGCAGGAACACUGCACCAACUUGCAAACAUUGGAAACCGUCGUUUAUGGUCCGAACUGCGUUCUUGUCACAGACAACGAGAUCAAUAUCUCCAACCCCCAAAACAACGGAGUUUAUGAAACAGCUUGGUUGGAUUGUCUUGCCGCGCAACGGGUAGAUCAACGGUAG